AUGGACUACUCAUCCGACGUCUCCCACGAACUCCCCGAAUAUGGUCAAACCCUCAGCGCAAGUCGACCAUGGCGAAUGCGAAUCCUCGACAGUUUUCAACGAGACCGAAAUGCCCAUGCAACACCCAAAGGCGUGGUCGGCGCAGAUGGACGCGUAUUUGAUGUCGAGGAGGCGAAUGCUGCCGUCUCUAGCUCGAUGCUCCAACGUGGGCUCAAAGGUCGACAUCUUCAGAUGAUUGCUAUUGGUGGUUCGAUUGGUACUGGAUUGUUCGUGGGUUCUGGUCAGGCGCUGGCGAAUGGCGGCCCGGCAUCUGUGCUUAUCGCUUUUGGACUUGUUGGGCUCAUGAUGUACACCACUGUUCAUGCUCUGGGCGAGAUGGCCGUGCUAUACCCAGUCGCUGGUUCCUUCUCAGCAUACUCGACACGCUUCCUUGACCCGGCGUGGGGUUUUGCCAUGGGUUGGAACUACGCCAUGCAGUGGCUCGUCGUCCUACCCCUCGAAAUCGUCGCCGCGACCAUUACCAUCGAAUACUGGACCGAAGGCAGAAUCAACAACAACGCGUGGGUCACCAUCUUCCUCAUCCUCAUCAUCGGCAUCAACCUCUUCGGCGUCAAAGGCUACGGCGAAGCCGAAUUCGUCUUCUCCAUUCUCAAGAUAGUCGCCGUCGUGGGCUACUGUCUCCUCGGAAUAAUACUCAACCUCGGCGGCGGACCCAACGGAGAAGCAAUCGGUACUCGCUACUGGCACGACCCAGGCGCCUUCCACAACGGCUUCAAAGGCCUCUGCUCCGUCUUCGUAACCGCAGCCUUCGCCUUCGCCGGCACCGAACUCGUCGGUCUUGCCGCUGCCGAAACCGCCAACCCUCGGAAAUCCCUCCCCACCGCCGUCAAACAAGUCUUCUGGCGCAUCGCCCUCUUCUACAUUAUAUCCCUUGCCAUCGUGGGCCUCCUGGUCCCCUACGACGACCCUCGCCUCCUGUCCGGCACCUCUACCGCCGACGCGAAAGCCUCGCCCUUCGUUAUCUCCAUCGUUAACGCCGGCAUAUCCGGCCUCCCCUCGGUCUUCAACGGCGUAAUCAUGAUCGCCGUCCUCUCCGUCGGCAACUCCUCCGUCUACGGCUCUUCACGAACACUCGCCGCCCUUGCCGACCAAAACCAAGCCCCAAAGAUCCUCGGCUACAUCGACCGCAAAGGCCGACCUAUCGUCGCCGUCGCCCUCGGCGCCGUGAUCGGGCUUCUCGCAUUCUUCGCCGGUUCGGACUUCAAAGGCGAAGCGUUCAAUUGGAUGCUCGCCCUCUCCGGUCUUUCCUCUAUCUUCACCUGGGCCUCCAUCUGCCUGGCCCACAUCCGUUUUCGCGCAGGCUGGAAACGCCAAGGCCACACCCUCGAAGAACUGGCUUUCCGCUCUCAGCCCGGCGUGAUCGGAUCCUGGAUCGGAUUCCUCUUCAACAUCAUCGUUCUUGUGGUGCAAUUCUGGACGGGUGCUUGGCCGAUCGGAUUUGAAGCCAUGACGGCCGCGGCACGGGUAAAGUCGUUCUUCCAGGCGUACCUCGCGGCGCCGGUGGUGGUGAUUUGUUAUGUGGCGUACAAGUUUUGGUAUCGCACACGCAUGGUCAGGAGUUACAAUAUGGAUUUGCAUACGGGGUUGAGGGAGUUGAAUGUGGCGGAGCUGAUUGAGGAGGAGAAGGCGGAGAGGAAGGAGUGGCCGAGGUGGAAGAGGGUGUAUAAGUUCUUCUGCUGA
Messenger RNA from Zymoseptoria tritici IPO323, 1740 nucleotides. RefSeq lists its product as uncharacterized. The coding region runs from base 1 to 1740 and encodes 579 amino acids. Gene Ontology annotation, molecular function: amino acid transmembrane transporter activity. Gene Ontology annotation, biological process: amino acid transmembrane transport. The record is from RefSeq and is a predicted model, not a curated record. The transcript is spliced from 2 exons. Gene Ontology annotation, cellular component: membrane. NCBI's taxonomy places the organism in Eukaryota, Fungi, Ascomycota, Dothideomycetes, Mycosphaerellales, Mycosphaerellaceae.